GUACUUUUUACGAUUUGAAAUUAUCUUAAAUUUUUCAAAGUAAAAAAAUCAUAGAACCUUAUUAGUGAAAAAUGGGGCCCCAAAAGUUUAGGGGCCUAAAGCUUGGGCUUUAAUUGCUUUGCCCAAAAGCCGGCCUUACUGGUGUUUCAUGUUUCCUUGCCAUUUAAUUUUAUUUUUUAUUUUUUUAGUGAAAAUCUUUGUUCCCCCACUACUCAAGAACAAGUUACAUGUCAAAAUACUUCCAGAUAAAUUAUUCAAAUUUGUCCUUCUAUAUAUUGUUGAUUAUAGGUUAAAAUUAUCUUCUACUAUAUUUUAGUCGGAAUGGUGCUAUUAUUAAUUAUAUUCGUCACUUCUUGGCUAGGAACUGAGUGGUCUCUAUUGUCCAUAUUACAUGUCAAAAUACUUCAAGAGAAAUUAUUCAAAUUCAUCCUUCUACAUAUUGUUGACUAUAGGUUAAAAUUAUCUUUCUACUAUAUUUUAGUCGGAAUGGUGAUAUUGUCAACCGCAUUCGUCACCUUUUGACUAGGAACUGGGUGGUCUCUAUCGCCCAUAUUUAUAGAGAUGCUAAUUCGGUAGUUGAUGGUUUAGCAAAUUUGACAUUUAGUCAAGAAUCUCAUUUUGAAUGACAUUCACACGUGCCUUCUAGCAUUUUUUCGUGUGUUGCAGAAGAUGUUUUCAGGGUCUUAUUUAGUUUCGAACUAGUUUCUUAUUAUUUCAGUUCUCUUUAACAAAAUAGAAAGGACAGUUACGGAGUAAUUAGUCAACAUAAAAUAUAAGAAUAUGGAUGAUCAAAGUAACUGAGGAUAAAAUUAGACUAUUUGUAUACUGGAGAAGCUACUUUUGACCCUUUCUCAAAAAAUAAAAAGGAAAAGAAUGAAGAAGAAAACCUUAAGCAGUACUCUUAGGUGUAACAUCUUGUCUUCGACACCUCUGCUUCAGUACAAAAAAACGCAUAAGCACUUGCAUGAACUAAAGACACAAACAUGCAUGUUUCUAAAACGAAUUUAAAAACAAAAAAGAAGAAAAAAGAGAUAGCAACAAGAUCAAAUGUAGCACUUGACAAGUAUCAAAAUUCUAACCAUGGAGGUAGCCACGUAUCUUUGAACAGUUCCCACCAUCAAAGCCUUCACCAACUAUAAAUCUCCUAUCUAAAACCUGUUUUGAUGCACACAAACUCAAGGUUUUCUUCUCUUAAAAAAAAUAAAAAAAAUUCAGUCCCAUUUUCCUCCCCACAAUGUCAACCUUCUCUGUUGAUGAUCCAAGAAGAUCUAAAAAAAUAACCCAAGCCACUUCCAGAAAAGGCUGCAUGAGAGGCAAAGGUGGUCCCGAAAACGCUAGCUGCACCUAUAAGGGUGUCCGCCAACGUACUUGGGGCAAAUGGGUUGCUGAGAUCCGCGAACCCAAUCGCGGAGCCAGACUCUGGCUCGGCACCUAUGGGAAUUCUUACGAUGCCGCUGUGGCCUAUGAUCACGCGGCCCGUAAGCUCUAUGGUGCCGAGGCCAAACUCAAUUUGCCUCAUCUGUUCAACAAACAGGCCCAGGCUGAACCCCAGGCCCAAGUAAAAAACUCCAGGCCCAACACCAUUUGUGCGGCUCCUGCUCCAGCUCCAGUUCCGACAACUGUUUACAAUGGGUCUUCACCAUCAACUUGGAGUGUUGGAAAUGACACCUCUCUUUGUUUCAACAAUGAUUUUGGUACCAACAAUUUUUCUGCUAAUGAUCCAAAUGCAUUUAUGUGUUUGGACAUCAACAAAACUGCUGAUGAAGGUUUAGAUGAAAAUAUUAAUAAUCAGCUUGGUGGAGAAAUGUGGAGAGAUUUGAAUAUGUUGCCAGUAAUUGAUGAUUCUUCUAUAUGGGAAGAAGCAAAAGCAACAACUUCAUUUCAAGAAGCAGUGAAUGAUCCAGGGUUAUAUGCAUGCAACUUGGAUGAUGGAAUUAACUAUCCUCCAUGGUGUGGUUAAGUACUUCUUAUUUUAUGUGUUUAAUUAGCUCUCUUUUAUAUAUAUGGUGAAAAAUAUAUAUAAAGAAAAACAAUGCUUGCAUACAUGGUAUAUAAUUUACUUGUAUAGGUAUUAGAGCAUGUGUAUAGCUCUAUCUUUAAGUUUAUGUGCAGGAAGUUACUAAAAGUGUCUAGGGUAAUUACGGUGACGUGUACUAUAGUGUGUUGAGAAGCAUAUAUAUGGACUGAAAAAUGUUCAGCUUGUAUUAAGCAAUGAAAAAAAAAAAAAGAAUUGUAAUAUAUAGAUAUAUGUGUAUAUAUAUCUAACUCUACAAGUUUAGCAGUUAUCUAUAUGAUGCAACAUUAUACGUUUCUCAGAUUUUUGAGAUUUUUUGCUUAGAAACUAUUGGUUGAUAUCGACAUGCAUGCGCUCCAAGCUUCAUGUCACUAUUUAUUUAUUUACUUAUAUGAGUUUGGUUGAGAUUAAGGUGUACCGACGCGCAUGAGAUUUUUACUAUUAAGUUAGUAAAAAAUAGUAUAAAUUAUACAAAUCAUUAUCUUACUCUUUUUUCCGGCUAUCGACUUCAUAUGCAUUUUCAUAUAAAGCGAAGUCUAUAACGCGAUCGAUACAAAAUCUUUUAUAAUAUACCACGUGUCAAAAAUCAUCCAACUCAUUACUGCCUAUGCUUUUUUAAUCCGCCUCAUUGCUGCCUAUGCUUCUUUAAUAAACUAUAUAACAUGCAUGGUCGAGUUUCUAAUAUGUAAAAGCACGCUAUUUUCAACUCGUAAAAGCUUAACUUAUAUCUUGUCAAAAAUAUAAAAUUUUAGCCGAAACAAAAAUUUAGUGACUAUCUUUUUUAGCCAUUUUAACACCAUCGGUGAUGACGAUGACCGAAUCUAAAAAAAGGGUCUAGGGGUAGUAUUACUUCCCAAUCAAAUCUAUUCUGCCUUUUUCUUGGGAUUGGUUCUUGUUUGUAUAUCGUUAUUCUAUAUUCUAAAAAAGGAGAUGGUAAUGGUGACGGUGAUGGCUGAGUUAAAAAAGAAAGGAAGAGGUGGUGUCUGUGGCAUCACCAAAUUAACCGAUCUAAAAAAAAAAAAGAAGAGGGAGGUCGUUAUUGGCGGUGAUGAUCAAAUCUAAAAAAUGAGGAGGAUCAGAGAAGGGUUGGUGAGUGAAAAAAAAAAAAGUAUGGUGAUGGGCAGAUCUGAAGAAAGAGGAGGAGGAGAAAAAAGCGGUGGCGCUGGCCGAAUCUAAAAUGGGAGGAUAAAGAGGAGGUGGCAGUGGUGGUCGAACCAGAAAAAGAAAAAGAAGUAGAUAAUUGUGAUGUUGCCCAAAUAUGGGGAAAAAAGGUGAUUUUGGUGUUACCCGAAUCUUAAAAAAAGAUGGUUGUGAUGUUACCCAAAUCUGAAAAAGAGGUGGUGAUGGUGGUGACCGAAUCUGAAAAAGAAGGUGGUGCUGGUGGUGAUCGAAUCUGAAAAAGAAGAUGGUAGUGACCAGGUGGUGCUGAUGACAAUGGUUUGGUCAGAAAAGAAAAAGGAAUGGAAUUGGGGUGAUGAUCAAAUCUGAAGAAUAAGGAGGAUCAGAGGGAGGUGGCUAGUCAAAAAAUCAUAUGGUGGUAGCACAAUCUUAAGAAGGAGAAGGAAAAGAAGCAAGUGGUGGUGGUGACCGGAUCUAAAAUGGAGGAUUAAGAGGAGGUGAAACCUAAAGAAGAAAAAUGAAUAGGUAGUGAUAAUAUUACCCAAAUUAGAAAAAGAAGGUGUUGUGGUUGAAUUUGAAGAAAAAAGAGGCGGUGAUGGUAACGACGAUGGUCAGAUUUAGAAAGAAGAAUAAAGAGGUGGUGUUGGUGGCGGCGGCACCACUAAACCGAUCUAAAAAAAGAAAAAGAAAAAGAAGGAAGUGGUGGUUGGUAGUAAU
Messenger RNA from Lycium ferocissimum, 3850 nucleotides. Its product is annotated as dehydration-responsive element-binding protein 2D-like. The coding region runs from base 1235 to 1960 and encodes 241 amino acids. The transcript has a single exon. The record is from RefSeq and is a predicted model, not a curated record. Gene Ontology annotation, cellular component: nucleus. Gene Ontology annotation, biological process: positive regulation of DNA-templated transcription; response to stress. Gene Ontology annotation, molecular function: transcription cis-regulatory region binding; DNA-binding transcription factor activity. NCBI's taxonomy places the organism in Eukaryota, Viridiplantae, Streptophyta, Magnoliopsida, Solanales, Solanaceae.